Diprion similis is the source of this 2720-nucleotide messenger RNA. It is a transcript of the gene CrebA, whose product is annotated as cyclic AMP response element-binding protein A-like. The coding region runs from base 36 to 1373 and encodes 445 amino acids. The record is from RefSeq and is a predicted model, not a curated record. Gene Ontology annotation, molecular function: DNA-binding transcription factor activity, RNA polymerase II-specific; cAMP response element binding. NCBI's taxonomy places the organism in Eukaryota, Metazoa, Arthropoda, Insecta, Hymenoptera, Diprionidae. Gene Ontology annotation, biological process: regulation of transcription by RNA polymerase II. The transcript has 6 exons.
UCGAAAAACUGGGGAGAACACAGGAAGAUAAUAUUAUGGAGUUCGACGAUGUUGGAUCGAGCGAUCUGAGGGAACUCUGGGAGUCUUACCUCGCCGAGACGGCGAUGGGACACGACGUCCCGAUGUCGAUGCGGGACGAGGAAUGGAGCAGCGCCUCCUGCGCGUCGAGGGAUAAGUUGGAACCCGGCGUAGUCCUGAGGGAUCGUCUGAUGACGGACGCGGCCCUUGGAGGUCCGAGACCGAUAAAAUCCGAGCACAGCUACAGCCUCCUAGCCUCCAGCCCUCCGUCGAGUCCGGCGAUACCCGGCAACGACAGUCCCGACGCUCCGAGGGAGGGAAAAAACCCCGAAUCCACGACACUCUUCAACGGGCACCAGGUCCUCGUUCUCAGGAACAGGAUAGAUGACAUGGAGGAGGAGUGCUUCCCGGCGAUCUCGCUGAAUCGAGCAUCUGGACGAGGAGCGGGUGCCGAGUCACCCUCGCCAUCCCCGUCGGCCUCCCCGUCGCUCCACGCUGCGAAUGAAACACCGACCACCGUUACCGUGCAGAUCAAGGAGGAGCCGUUUAGCCCUGAAUCCCUGUCUGCUCGAGGCACGAUUGAAACCGUCGCCAUCGCUCCUAAUUACCACAUCGAAUUCGAACGAUCCUCCGUUCCUUACACGACCAGUGACAGCGAGGAUGACGAGGCGGAGUAUUACCAGAGUACAGAAUUGGACGAGUCGAACGGUGAACCGGCGACCGCGAGUUCGAGUUCUAGCUCGAUUGGCAUGUCGAUUGGAGGCGGGGGUGGCGUCGCCGGAAACGGAAGUGGCAGCGGGAGGCAGGGACUUCCUCCGACACCGCCGAGCAGCGCGAGUUCCGACAGCGAAGGCGCAGUAUCUGCCUACUGUUCACCGGAACGAAGAGUCUCCGAAAGUCUUCGAGGACCCUUGAAUCCACGGUUCAACGGGGUUUCGAAUUCACUGGGAAACAGGGGCGUAGCUGGACAUCAUCUUCACGGUCACGUUACCAGACAGCCAAUUCACACACCGCUGAUUUCAUGCCAGCCGAAAGGUUCGACGGGUAUUCUAACUUUGACGGACGAGGAAAAGCGGACUCUGAUAGCCGAGGGUUACCCUGUGCCAACGAAACUCCCGCUCACGAAGCAGGAGGAAAAAUCACUGAAGAAAGUACGCAGGAAAAUUAAAAACAAGAUAUCGGCGCAAGAGUCACGAAGAAAGAAAAAGGAAUACAUGGAUGGACUUGAGAGACGUGUCAUGAUGUUGGCUCAGGAGAAUACGAGCUAUAAAGAUCGGCUAACGACGCUAGAAGGAACUAAUCGCGAGUUGCUGAGGGAGCUGCAGCGACUUCAGGCGAUGCUACGUACUUCCUAGAAGUAUAAUUGUCCACGCACCUUUGGUGUGACAAUAAGAAGACGACUAUGUCGUUCAGAUUAUUUAAAUUAUACGUUAUAAGCAAAGAAUUUUCGCCAAAAUGUUUUCCUCGUACCGGAAUAUCGCUGAGGGUACAACAGUUUAGUCUUUUAGACUUUUUUUUUUCUGUGUCGCAGUAACGCGUAUCAAAGAUAUGAUUAUAAAAUAACAAUCGUGACUUACAAAACCCUAUGAGGGCUUCCUGAGAUAAAAAUUUUAAUAUAGAAUUUUUUUCUCUUCUCAUGUUCGGGGUUUGAAUUUAGGUGAAAAUAGUUUAUCAAUUAUACAAUGUAUAAUUACGUUCGUUAUCGCGUCGCGGUAGAUGCGAUUUAUCGUAAAUCGACCAAUUAACAGUGCCUGAUUAAUAUUUUUAUAUAUAAUGCACGUUCGAGCAUUUUAUAAUAUAAUAAUAGAGAAUAUUUUAGGGCCGGGAAAGUUAUCGAAUAAUUGACAAAUUCAAUCAAUCGUACAAGGUAAUAGUAGUUGCCUAAGGUAUAAUUAUAUAUAAUAGAUAGCUAGCCGGGCACUCGAAGAUCGCAUUGAAAGUACAAAAAAAAAUAAAAUAAAAAAAUAAACAAAAAACGAAAGACAACAUCAAGAAAUCGUAGCGCAAAACAAAGUUACAGCUGCGAAUUAUUCCACGUUAUUAUAUGUUAUUACUAUAAGUAUACAUAAUUGAAAAAUAACUAUAUUACACUAUGCAUAUUAUACAUUCGGCGUUAGAUGUACGACUGACGAAUUAUUAGUACAUAAUGUAAGUAUCGUGUGUGUUAUAUUUUUACAAUGUUGAGUGAUAUAUAUAUAUAUAUUCCGAGCGAAAGAAGAAUCAGAUAAAAUAGAAAUGGUGCGAGUUUGAGGUAAAUUUUUGAGAAAAUCUAUCGAGUAUCUAGUAUCGAAUAAUUUUUAAAAGAAACAAGCGAAUAUAUAGAUAUAAAACGGGGGUGAAAAUACACUUAGAAUAAUUAACUUCCAUGAAUCGAUGACUGUUUUUCAUGGCAAUCGAAUAGUUUAUAUUAUACAAAAAAAAAAAUGAAAUAUCGAGAUGAGGGGCAUUAUGCAAACUACCAUUUUCAACUUUAAUAAUAGAGCGAGAGUGUGUGCGGCGGUAAAUGUACAUACCUAAAUUUUACUUGAAAAUCGGUUUGUAAUGCGCGUUAACAUCCUCUAGUAUAAAAUUACUGAUGACACGUGCGCUUUCGUAUUUGCACGACGUGUGUGUGCUUGCUCCCACGACCAUACGCCAGAUAUUUGCCCAUUUUAACCGCGUCAUGUAUACAGGCGUUAAAAUUUCGUCAAGUAUUUAUGAAA